Messenger RNA from Penicillium samsonianum, 1542 nucleotides. RefSeq lists its product as uncharacterized. Gene Ontology annotation, molecular function: zinc ion binding; guanine deaminase activity. Gene Ontology annotation, biological process: guanine metabolic process. NCBI's taxonomy places the organism in Eukaryota, Fungi, Ascomycota, Eurotiomycetes, Eurotiales, Aspergillaceae. The record is from RefSeq and is a predicted model, not a curated record. Bases 1 to 1542 code for a protein of 513 amino acids. The transcript has a single exon. Gene Ontology annotation, cellular component: cytosol.
AUGGUUGCAGCAACCCCGUACACCAUCUAUCGUGGUACAUUCGUUCAGCUUCCCCAGCUCGAUUCGAGCUCGGCCAAGCCGGAGCUCGCUCGAACCCAAGGUGUGCUGUGGGUCUCUUCAGCUGAUGGCCGUAUCAAAGGAUAUGAUUGGAAAGUCAAAGACGAUGUCAGCUUCCAAUCGUUCCUAUCUAGCCACGGCUGGACCGAUGCCGAUGUUACAAUUGUGCAGUCCAAUGAUGAGCAGAACGAGUUCUUCUUCCCUGGAUUCAUUGAUACCCACAUCCACGCGCCACAGUACCCCAACUUAGGGCUAUUCGGAUCAAAGGGCCUCCUGGACUGGCUGAAUGAAUACACCUUCCCAGUGGAAGCUAGCUUCGGCUCCAAGUUGGACCCAGGGAACAAGGACAUCGACCCCAAAGACACACCCCCGGAAGGCCUCCGCGUCUAUGAUGAAGUUGUUUCCAAGUCUCUUGCCCACGGCACAACUUGUGCAUCUUACUUUGCCACCAUCCACGUCCCGGCCACCAAUGCUCUUGCAGCGCUUUGCCACAAACACGGCCAGCGCGCCUUCAUCGGCCGCGUCUGCAUGGACAACCCCGACCUGUGCCCGUCUUAUUACAUCGACCAAUCCGCCGAUGAAGGCCUCAACGCAACAAUCAGGACCAUCGAUUAUAUCCAUAAGCUGGACCCGAACGGAACAUUGAUCAACCCAAUCGUCACCCCCAGAUUUGCCCCAAGCUGCUCAAAACACUCCCUCGAUGGCCUUGGCAAACUGGCUGCAUCUUAUGACCCGCCCCUCUGGAUCCAAACGCAUAUCUCCGAGAAUAUGGACGAGGUUAAACUCGUCCAGCAGCUGUUCCCAGAGUCAUCCAGCUAUGCUGAUGUCUAUGACACCGCGGGCCUGCUUACUAACCGUACCAUCCUCGCACACGGUGUGCAUCUCACUAAGGAUGAAAUGAUUCUGAUCCGCGACCGCGGCUCCAAGGUCGCGCACUGCCCGUCAUCGAACUCCGCCUUGGGGUCAGGACUUGCCCCUGUCCGCUUCAUGCUCGACCAGGGCGUCACGGUUGGUCUAGGCACGGAUGUGGCCGGCGGGUACAGCGCUAGUAUCCUUGAAGUUGCCCGACAGGCCAGCCUGGUGUCUCGAGUGGUUCAAUAUAGUGCGGAGUACCAAGAGCUGACAGGCAAUAAGACAUCGGAUGGAAGUGAGAAGCUUUUGGUUGAUGACGUUCUAUAUCUAGCCACCCGUGGCGGGGCAGCAGUCGUCGACAUGGCGGAUGACAUUGGUGGCUUUGAUAAGGGCAUGAUUUGGGAUGCGCAGCUGAUUGAGCUGGGUGCGAAUGUGACGAACGGCACCACGAGCCCACUUGAUGUGGCUGCUUUCGCUGGUCGAGCUGUUAAGACUGGUUCCUUUGGCAAUGUUGAUUUGUUUGGAAAUGAGACUUGGCAAGAACAGAUUCAGAAGUGGAUGUGGAGUGGUGAUGAUCGGAACGUGAAGAAUGUGUGGGUUCAAGGAAAGCUAGUCCACAGCAGAGAUGAGUGA